Molecule: messenger RNA, 3823 nt
Organism: Brachypodium distachyon (stiff brome)
Lineage: Eukaryota; Viridiplantae; Streptophyta; Magnoliopsida; Poales; Poaceae
Product: cleavage stimulation factor subunit 50
Exons: 16
Coding region: 1650-3554 (634 amino acids)
Biological process (GO): transmembrane transport; mRNA 3'-end processing
Cellular component (GO): mRNA cleavage stimulating factor complex
Molecular function (GO): RNA binding; protein binding
Source: RefSeq, a predicted model, not a curated record
AAGGUUGGACAAUGCGUUCGGCUCCUCAAGUGCAAGACGUGGCCGGCCAUUGCGUGUACGGUGUACCAGAGGGAGAAAUAAGAAAUUAAUGAUGAAACCCAGUUAGAGCAUCUCUAGCAGAUACCGAUCUUCGGCGAUCUGAACUUGCGUGAUUCAAUUAACCGAAGAACGGAAAUUUCCAAGCUCUCCGCAGAUCAUAUACCGAAUACGAAAACUUAUGAAUUUAAACAUGUCACGAAGUAUUUAACAACAGAAAAAGCAUCACAUUACAUACGAGUUUGAAUUCUGCAUACGAUUAAAACCUAGAGAGAAGAGGAGCUAACACAUCGCCUACUCGUCGUUGUCAGAGACGAUGAUCACCGGCGCCUUCGACCGCUCAAUGGUCUAGUCGAGCUCUCGGCUUGCUCCUUCGCCGCCCGGCGCGCGUCGUCCUUGGCCAAGCUUGCCUUGGAGCGCUCUUUCACGUCGCACGUGAUGGAGUCAUCGGAUUCUGCCCUGUCGCCGUUGCCGUCGAGUUCCUCCUCCUCCGCCUCAAGCUCCGCGGGCACUAGCGCGGGAACCGGCGCCAAAUCACCCGCCGUUGCCGCCCUCUCCGCCUCCUCCUUGAGGUACGCGUCCCACCGGCGGCAAGCGGUGGUACCACCUCAGCAUCCCCUGCCGGCGAGCACCUAGGCGCGCGGCGCUCGUCGGGGGUGAGGGCGGCGGCGGUCCCAUUUCCCCACCACGAUGGAGAACUAGGGUUUCCCCGCCCGCAAGGGGAAACAGUCCGGCCGCUGCGGCGACCGCUGGACAGAGGUGCCGUCCUCGUUGCGGUGGCGGUGGGCGGCGGCGCUUUGGCGGAUUGCGGCGGCGCAUGUUUGGAUUUGGUACCGAAACGACCCCUCCGAGCCGUAGAUAUAUGAGCUCGUUUCGGUAACCCGAAUUCUUUUUGUUGGGCCAGGUCCGGGCCGGUUUUCAGUAUCUAAUCGGGUCUUUUUUGGCCCAAAACUGAAUACGCAGUUCGGAUCGGGGGAGGUCGGUAUGUGCUAGAGAUGCUCUUAUCCUUGCUGCUACUGCCCGUUGCAAGAAGGUCACUUCUUUUUCUUUUUCUUUCUUGACACCCCCUUGCUUUUCUUUUCUUCCGUGAAAUGGCAAAUUGAUUUGUCUUGAGCUACAUUGUUUCAUAGCAUCGGAUUUUUUCCGCUGCAAGAAGGUCACUUCUUUUUCUUUCUUGACACCCCCUUGCUUUUUCCGGUCUUCAGAAAAAAAAAAGCAAAGGCAAACGAGUCUAACGUGGGAAAGACCGAAAGACCACGUCGCACCUCUUCCCGGAAAUAACAAACAAAUGGGCUUCACGACGGAGCCCAACAACGACCACGCGGUUUUUCUUUGGGCUCAAGAAAGAAGAGAAAAAAGCUCGACGCGACCCAAGAGCCCCAACCCGAGACGCCAUUGACGCCUCCAAGCCAGAGGAGGCGAGGAACACAUGCUCUCUCUCCUCGCUGAAUAGUAGCAGCAGUUGUUGACAAGAAGAGCACGGAAGCGGAAGAGGGAGAAACAAGGGCAAGCCAGCGCGCCAGGCAGCCAUUCUCGUCGACUCUCCAUCCCCGGCGCGGCGGCGGCGGCGCCCUCCUCCGCGUUCUCGUCUAGGGAUCGCGGGAUUGGGGGCGAUGGAUACCUCUACUAGGGCGGCCAAGAUCCCCUCCCUCUACCACCAGACGGAGAUCAAUUGGGAGAACCUUGACAUGACCAAGUUCUACGUGGUUGGGGCCGGCAUGUUCAGCUGCGUGACCGUGGCGCUGUACCCAGUCUCCGUGAUCAAGACCAGGAUGCAGGUUGCUUCCGGGGAGGCCAUGAGGAGGAACGCUCUGGCCACCUUCAAGAACAUCCUCAAGGUGGAUGGGGUGCCAGGGCUAUACCGGGGGUUUGGGACAGUUAUCACUGGGGCUAUCCCGGCCAGGAUUAUCUUUCUCACCGCGCUUGAGAAGACAAAGGCAACCUCACUUAAGCUUGUUGAGCCACUUAAGCUGUCGGAGUCGAUGGAGGCUGCCCUUGCUAAUGGCCUUGGUGGUUUGACGGCGUCUCUGUGCUCACAGGCCGUGUUUGUGCCCAUUGAUGUGGUUAGCCAGAAAUUGAUGGUUCAAGGAUAUUCUGGUCAUGUCAGAUAUAAGGGUGGACUUGAUGUUGCUCAGAAGAUUAUAAAGGCUGAUGGACCUCGGGGACUGUACAGAGGAUUUGGCCUGUCUGUUAUGACGUAUGCACCUUCUAGCGCUGUGUGGUGGGCAAGCUAUGGAUUCAGCCAGCGUAUAAUUUGGAGUGCUCUUGGUCAUUGGCAUGAUAAAGAAGAUACUCCUGGCCAGUUGAAAAUAGUCGGUGUUCAAGCCACAGGGGGAAUGAUUGCUGGUGCAGUGACCUCUUGCGUUUCAACUCCCCUAGAUACAAUCAAAACCAGGCUGCAGGUAAAUCAAAACAAGCCGAAAGCUGGUGAAGUAAUUAGAAGAUUGAUUGCUGAAGAUGGAUGGAAAGGUUUCUACAGAGGCUUAGGUCCAAGGUUCUUCAGCUCAUCUGCUUGGGCUAUGUGCAGUAUGCAGGGUGUUAGUGGCUCGUCCAAGAGUUUUCCCAAACAUGAGUCCAAGCACAUCUCCGAUCAUAAGAAUGUUGUCCGAUGUGCAAAAUUUAGUCCAGACGGGAGAUAUUUAGCAACUGGAAGUGGGGACACAUCGAUUAAGUUCUUUGAGGUUCCGAAAAUUAAGCAGACAAUUUCAGCGGACUCCAAAGAAGGGUCUGUCCGGCCUGUGGUUCGCACAUUUUAUGAUCACACCCAGCCCAUCAAUGAUCUGGAUUUUCAUCCAAUUAACCCAAUAUUGAUAUCUGCAGCAAAAGACAAUACAAUAAAGUUCUUUGACUUCUCAAAAACUGCUGCAAGGAAAGCAUUCAGAGUUAUUCAGGAUACUCAUAAUGUUAGAUCUAUCUGUUUUCAUCCUUCUGGGGAUUACAUUUUAGCAGGGACUGAUCACCCAGUUGCUCAUCUCUAUGAUGUAAACACUUUCACAUGCUACUUAUCGUCAAAUCCACAGGAUUCUAGUGCUGCCAUUAACCAGGUGCGCUACUCAGGUACUGGGAGCUUGUAUGUGACUGCUUCUAAGGAUGGUUCUCUCCGCAUCUGGGAUGGAGCAUCUGCUGAAUGUGUUCGUCCCAUAGUUGGGGCACAUGCAUCUGCAGAAGCUACUAGUGCAAUUUUCACCAAAGAUGAGAGGUACAUCCUAUCAUGUGGGAAGGAUUCUUCUAUAAAGUUAUGGGAAGUUGGCACCGGAAGACUUGUGAAGCAAUAUGCUGGUGCUGUUAACGGGCAGUUACGAUGCCAGGCUGUCUUCAACGAAAGUGAGGAGUUUGUACUAUCAAUUGAUGAACAAAAUGUGGUUGUCAUCUGGGAUGCACUUACUACUAAAAAGCUGGCAAGAUUGCCUUCUGGCCACACCGGCGCCCCUAGGUGGCUGGAGCACUCCCCUGUAGAGCCAGUGUUUGUUACAUGUGGAACCGAUAGAUCCGUCAGAUUCUGGAAACAAAUGGUGUAGAUUCAACUUAGUGUUAAAAUCAGAAAGUUUGUUAUAGCAUGGCUGCAUUUGGUGAAAUUAAAAGGAAGAUUUGCUUGUGUCCAGGCCCUUUGUAACUGCACUUGUUGUACAUGUUGCUUAAGUUUGGCACUGUGUCAUGCUUGGUUAAAAAACAAUUCCUUUGAUUGCAUUCGUGGAAGGACAGUCCUUUUUUGUUUUUGGAGGAGUACAAUGACAGUUCUGAGCCUUGAACAAAAAUGCUCUCCACAUGUAUCACUUGUUUUUCCUGA